Molecule: messenger RNA, 549 nt
Organism: Salvia hispanica
Lineage: Eukaryota; Viridiplantae; Streptophyta; Magnoliopsida; Lamiales; Lamiaceae
Source: RefSeq, a predicted model, not a curated record
AUGGAUGAUUUGUGGAAUCAAGCAUGGGAUUCUUUGAUUCAAGAGGUGCAGAGGGAGGCCGACGAGGAGGCGGCGGCGAUCCCUCGUGAGAUUCGUCAUCGUCGGACAAUCCCACGAGACCAUGUCGGAGCGGCUGAGCGGCUUAUGGCCGACUACUUUAGUGAUCAGCCUCGUUACCCGGCUGAAAUUUUUCGUCGCCGUUUCAGAAUGUCGCGACCGCUAUUCACCCAUAUAGCGACGACAUUGGCGGACCGGUUCGAGUGCUUCACGCUCCGGAGGGAUUGCACUGGCCGGAUCGGUCUGUCUACUUUGCAGAAAUGCACCUCUGCAAUUAGGCAGCUUGCCUAUGCCGGACCGGCUGAUAUGUUCGACGAAUACCUACAGAUGGGUGAGACGACUAGUCUAACUGUGCUCCGGCAAUUUUGUAAGGGCAUUCGGCAAGUCUUUGGUCCGGAGUUCCUACGAAAGCCAACCCCCGAUGAGUGCCAGAGACUGCUAGAUAUGCACGGUGCGGUGCACAGCUUUCCCCGGGAUGAUGGGCAGCAUUGA